GUCAGUCCGUGCAUUCUGGAUUUGCUUGGACCGUUCCUGUUUUUUUAAGAGAUGUCUAGGUACCACAAAGCUGCAAUUGAUGGCUACUUGGACCUCUUGAAAGAGGCCACAAGGAAGGACCUGAACACCGCGGAUGAAGAUGGCAUGACUCCCACCUUACUGGCUGCUUUCCACGGACAUGUCGAUGCCCUUCAGCUCAUAUGCAGCAGAGAAGGAGACCCCAACAGGAGUGACAUCUGGGGAAACACACCGUUGCACCAUGCUGCAGCUAAUGGCCACAUGCACAUCCUCAGCUUUCUGGUCAACUUCGGUGCCAACCUUUUCGCACUGGACAAUGAAUUCCACACAGCUAUGGACGUUGCUGCUUCUCGUGACCGCAUGGACUGUGUGCGCUUCCUAGACACUGCUGCCUCACAGCAGACCAACCAAAAUGCCAAAAAGGUCGCCAGUCUAAAGAAGGAAGCCAUCAAAGAAGCAGAGAAACGCGUGAAACUCUGUGAGAAGGUGAAGAAGAAACACCAGAGCAAGAUGGAUAAAAUGUACCGUGAAGCAGGGAAUACUGGGUCUGUUUCGGAGGCCAGCAUGGCAUCAUCAUUCUCAAACAAUGGUACCAUGACCAGCGUCAAUGAGCAAUUCUCCAAGCUUAUCGCUGCUGAUAAAUCAGGCUCUCUUCCGGCCAGGUUUAAAGGCACCCUCCAGAAGAAGCUCGGGAAGAAAGAUAAAGGCACUCUGCAGAGAUCAGGAGGAGAUGGGAACGUUAUUUUCCUCAAGCAGGAGAACGAAGCGUCUGAGAAACUGGAGUUUUUGGAUGUCUUCAGUGAGGUGGAUGAAAACAUGUUAGAUGAAGAAGGAAUGGGAGCCUUUGAUGAUUAUGAUGACAAUGAAGAACCAGGCCAAAUAAAACAGUCCAUAUUCAACAGGCCCGGUCUUGGAGGUCUGAUUUUCAUGAAGAAGAUGGGGCUGGAGUCAGAGGACGUCCCCAUUGGGAACAAUGAAAAUCUCGGCUACCUUGUUCAGAACGAGGUGUUUGAGGCAGAGGAAGAUGAUGGUGGCUUUGAGGGGACUGGUGACGCGGAUCUGCCUUGGGAUCAGGAAGAUCUGGGCCUGGAUGAUGAUGAAGAUGAGGAAACCUCUCCUUUGGAUGCAUUCUUGUCUGCCAUCUCCUUGACAGAGUUUGCCCUCGCACUCAACAGAGAGCACCUGGACCUGGAGGCGCUCAUGCUUUGCUCUGAUGAAGACCUGAAAGGCAUUCGCAUCCAGCUCGGACCCAGGAAGAAGAUCCUGGAAGCUGUUGCUCGCAGAAAGAACGCACUGGAGACUCCUGGCAUCAUGACGGACAGCUGCUUGUGAUCCACUAAAACAUGAACAGUGAUUUAUCCUCCCGUUUGAAACUUAAAUUGAGUCUGUAUCUUUUGUAAAGAGAGCUAGUGGUUUGAUUUUCUUAUAAAACAAAGAUGAUUCACCAAACUGUUUCUCCAAAAGCCAUUCCCACAUUUUUAAAUGAUCAAACUUAUAAAGUACUUUGUACAGAAGGGAUAACAUCGUGCACUGCUACGUUUAUAUACUAUUAUCUAUGUUACAAACAGCAUGACUGGAGAGCAUAUCUGGUUCAAAAAGGGAAGAAGAUUAUUAUUAAGACAAAACAAAAGAGAAUAGACACAUGGCCAGAUACUUGAUUUUAAAUUAACAAUAUCAUUGUGUGGACAAAAACAAGAUAUGUUUUGAUGCAGCACUGGUGAUUGUUUCUGUCCAAUAAAUUGGAUAAAAUGGGUAGUGGCUGAUUUCAUUGUGAUGUUGUACGGUUUUUCUUUAAUAAUUAAUUUUGGCUUUUGACAACAUAAUGUGAGAAUUAAGUAUAGCUGUCAAAAGAACUCAAAAUAAAGAAAUAAGUUCACCACUCUGACAAUGCAUGUACAGUGUAAAAAAUCAUUUUAACCAUAUUUC
Molecule: messenger RNA, 1944 nt
Organism: Xiphias gladius (swordfish)
Lineage: Eukaryota; Metazoa; Chordata; Actinopteri; Istiophoriformes; Xiphiidae
Gene: anks4b
Product: ankyrin repeat and sterile alpha motif domain containing 4B
Exons: 2
Coding region: 52-1350 (432 amino acids)
Molecular function (GO): protein binding
Source: RefSeq, a predicted model, not a curated record